Molecule: messenger RNA, 2126 nt
Organism: Papilio polytes (common Mormon)
Lineage: Eukaryota; Metazoa; Arthropoda; Insecta; Lepidoptera; Papilionidae
Product: probable Xaa-Pro aminopeptidase 3
Exons: 10
Coding region: 140-1675 (511 amino acids)
Cellular component (GO): mitochondrion
Molecular function (GO): metalloaminopeptidase activity; manganese ion binding
Source: RefSeq, a predicted model, not a curated record
GUCACUACAUUGUCAUAAAAACAUGUCAAAGUUGACAAAAGUUCCUCUGUUUAUUUUGACCUAGAUUAUUUGAUUCCUCUGAAGAAAGUCAUAAAAUAGUGCGAUUAAUUUCAAUUCUAAUUGUUCUUAUAACUUUAAAAUGUACAAUUUCCGUAAAUUUUCGGAUCUUGGUUUAAAACGAGCGAAACAUCUGGUAAGGCAGAAUCUAAGUCAGAAUAAAUGGAGGUGUAUGUCGCAAAUGGAAAUUCCGCCAGAGGAAAAGAUCGUGCCGCAAUUUUCUAUACCGAAAGGAAUCUUAGGGCAGCCGACAUACCACACGCAUCCACAUAUGAUAGCUAAGGGUCAUUUGACCUGUGGGAUCACACAAAUGGAGUAUAAGGAAAGACGGGACACUUUAGUCAACAAAUUAAUUGCUGAAGUUGAUAAUGUUCAUAAGAGUCACAUUAUUAUAAUCCCGGCGGCCCGCAAGCAAUACAUGUCGGACAAGAUCCCAUAUGUGUUCCGACAGAAUUCAGAUUUCUUUUAUCUAACGGGAUGCUUAGAGCCAUCAGCUAUUUUAGUUAUGUUGAAACCAUCACAGACUGAUAAUUACAAGAGUAUCUUAUUUGUACAUGAGAAAGAUGCUCAUGCAGAACUGUGGGAGGGUCCUCGCAGCGGCUGCAGUGUCUCCGCACAAUUAUUCAGUGUGGAUGAAGCAAGACCAGUGGAUAGCUUUAAUCAGUAUAUAACAAAAAUAACAUCAUUAUCAAAACCAGGUAUCCUAUGGUAUCAUAACGAGAAUCCUGCAAACCUGGACAUCCAUGACGUCAUCCGUUCUGUGCUACACGGUCAGAUAUCUCUAGAAGAUCCGCAGAAGACUCUGCAUCAAAUGAGAGUGAUCAAAUCUCCCGCUGAAAUUGAACUGAUGAAGGAGGCUUGUUAUAUCGGCGCACAAUCGGUGAAUAUGGCUAUGGCUUGCACUAAACCUGGUGUGUCAGAGCGUUCUGUGGACGCGGUGUUAGAGUACUCGUGCCGGCAGGCGGGCGCGGAGCACGCCGCCUUCCCGCCGGUGGUGGCGGGCGGCGCGCGCGCCACCCACAUACACUAUGUAGCUAACAACCAGCUCUUACACGAACAGGAGAUGCUGCUCGUCGACUCAGGAUGUCAGCGGUGGAUGUACAACUCUGAUAUAUCAAGAACUUGGCCAGUUUCGGGGAAAUUCUCCAAAUAUCACAGGAUAUUGUACGAACUCGUGCUAACUGUGCAGAAACGUCUAAUAGAGCUAGUAGGCGAGCAGCGGCCGGCGCUGGACCAGCUGUUCGAGCAGAUGUGCCGGCUGCUCGGCACGCAGCUGCAGCAGGAGGGCAUCCUGCCCAAGAACAUUGACAGCAAUGACCUCAUCGGGCGCGCGUACCGGCUGUGCCCGCACCACGUGUCGCACUACCUCGGCCUGGACGUGCACGACGCGCCGCUCGUGCGCCGCCGCGUGCCAGUCGCCACUGGCAUGCUCGUCACUGUCGAGCCAGGUCUCUACAUAGCACCGAAUGAUAAAUCAGUGCCGGAAGAGUUCCGCGGCAUCGGCAUCAGGGUGGAGGAUGACGUGCUCAUAACUGACGGAGAGCCGGUUGUUUUGACGGAGGCUUGUGUCAAAGAAGUCGACGAUAUCGAGGCUAUAGUUGGAAAACAUAGCCUUUGAAAGUAUUUGUGGUGAAAAAUAAAAACUAGUAUUUUUAAAAGUGAAAAUAAGUAUGGAAAUAAUUUUUCAUGUUAGAGAAAUGGAUUUUUAAGUAAAAAAUCUGCCAAAAAAUAUUUUGCAAUCCUGAAAAUCUAGCUUAAAUAAAGUGGAAUUUACUAUUUUAUACAAUUAAAUAUAGUAGAACCUAGACAAGUUAAAAUCAAAAGGAAAUACAUACGACUUAUAGAGGUUUUAAGUUAUAAAGGGUCUAUGUAGAGGUUUUGGGCUCUGAUAGGAAGGGAACAUAUUUUUUGAAGUUAUAGAGGUUUUUAAGUUAUCUAGGUUCUACUUUAUAGUAAUAAUCGAGUACAAUAACAAUAUUUCAUGAGUAAAAUAUUUAAAAAAUUGAAAACAUAAUAAUUUUAGUAUAAAUGUUAUAAAAAUUAAGUUUUUAGUACAAUGAACACAAUUU